UAAUCUUACGGAUUCCUAGGACCAUCUCACUCCACCAUACGCAUCUCAAAAUAGAACAUCAUUUCAAGUUUCCAUCACGCCAAUCUCACAAGAAACAUGUAUCGACGAGGCCCACCAAAGUCGACACCGGCAAAUGUCCAAUGCCAAAAGUGCCUUAAAAGAGGGCACUACUCGUAUGAAUGCAAGGCCUCAGCACAAGAAAGACCUUAUGUCUCUCGACCUUCUAGAACACAGCAACUCUUCAACCCAAAACUGGUUCCAAAGUUAGACAGUGAUGUGCAAGAAACAUUACAAAAACAAAAAGGCAUUGCUGAUGAAGAACUGGCCAAACGUGAAGCCGAGAGAGCAAAGAAGCGGGAUUUAGAGCAAAACGGCACAGAUGAUGAAUCCCCUAGGCGCAGAAGAUCAAGAUCAGCUUCUUACGAUUCUGUAUCUUCAAUAUCUACUAGGCGAUCAGCUUCACCACCGCCUCAACAUUCUUCCACGGCUCAUUCAAAUAUUCGAAGGAGAGAUGAUCCGAGCCCACCACCCGCCAGCCAUGGUUCACGCGGAAGAUCAUUUAGUCCUGGUAGUGACUAUGAUCGGCGUUACUCACCAAGCCCCCAACGGCCAGCCAGGACCGGAAGCCCUUCAGAUGGACCGGGCCGGAUAUCAAGAUCAAGGACACGUAACCUAAGUCCCGCAAAAGGCGGUUACGAUUCAAGAGACGAAGCACCAAGCCGGCGCAGAAGGUAUUCUUCGAGCGCUAGCAGAUCUCCGCCACCUCAACAUCAGCGAAGAUACCGCUCUAGAUCCCCGGGUGAACCCAAAAGACGUGGUAGAAGCCCUCCUCGGCGCGGUGGCAGAGGUGGACGAAGGGGAGGAGCACCGCCACGACAACAACGUGAACGGAGUUUAAGUCCUUUCUCCAAGAGACUUGCUUUAACGCAGGCGAUGAGUAGAGGUGGUUGAGAAUGGGUAUCAUUAUUUUAGUUUAGGUCAGGGAUGAAGCCAAUUCCACUUGAGCAUAAUAUGUACACUUAUUG
This is a messenger RNA of Hypoxylon trugodes, 1025 nucleotides long. Its product is annotated as zinc knuckle-domain-containing protein. The record is from RefSeq and is a predicted model, not a curated record. The coding region runs from base 97 to 951 and encodes 284 amino acids. Lineage: Eukaryota; Fungi; Ascomycota; Sordariomycetes; Xylariales; Hypoxylaceae. The transcript has 3 exons.